Molecule: messenger RNA, 4507 nt
Organism: Schistocerca gregaria
Lineage: Eukaryota; Metazoa; Arthropoda; Insecta; Orthoptera; Acrididae
Gene: Pcmt
Product: protein-L-isoaspartate(D-aspartate) O-methyltransferase
Exons: 8
Coding region: 389-1255 (288 amino acids)
Biological process (GO): protein modification process
Cellular component (GO): cytoplasm
Molecular function (GO): protein-L-isoaspartate (D-aspartate) O-methyltransferase activity
Source: RefSeq, a predicted model, not a curated record
GGGAACUGGACAGGCGACUGAGAGAUUUCAAACUUUAAUUUUUCUGUCUGGAGAGAUUUCUUCCACUGAGAAAUUCAAAGUAUACACACUUCCGUUAUUUACUGUUACGGACGUCACAGGAAACCCAAAGAAAUAGUAAAGCUUGGAGAUUUUUAAUGCCUUUGCCGCAAGUGUCAUUACUGGAGACGUCUGUUAUUAUUCUCACAAUACUAUCUUUGGCGAAAUUUCGGUUCUGCUGCUGCAGUUGAAAUUGUAGUUCUGCGGAAAUUCACAGUCGUAUUGUUAGAAUUAGAAGGUGCUACUUGGUAAACAUUUACAACAUUUUUGCGUAUUUCUGUUGUUUCGUGUGCUAAAUACGUCGUCACAAUAUGCUUGAUAGGCUGCUGUCAUGGUCGGACAAAUUUUAAGUCGUCAGUUGCCCUUACACAGAUACCGUACAAUAGCAGGUUGUGUUUUUUACUUGAGCUUCAACCGGCAGUUCGCGAUGGCUUGGAGGUCCCACGGAAAAAAUAACAGUGACAUGGUCCGCAAUUUACGCGCUAAUGGAAUAAUUCGUAGUAAGAUUGUGGAAGAAGUUAUGGAGCAAGUGGACCGUGGAAAAUAUGCGAAAUUUAACCCAUACAUGGAUGCACCUCAAGGGAUUGGUUAUGGCGUAACUAUCAGCGCCCCUCACAUGCAUGCUCAUGCCCUGGAACUCUUGAAAGAUCACCUGAAAGAAGGUGAGAGAGCAUUGGAUGUUGGAUCAGGCAGUGGUUAUCUUACUGUCUGCAUGGCACUCAUGGUGGGUGAAACAGGACGAGCCGUUGGCAUAGAUCACAUCCCGGAGUUAGUUGAAUUUUCACGAAAUAAUGUUCGCUCUGACAAGCCAGAGCUGUUAGAUUCUGGAAGAGUCAAACUGGUUGUUGGUGAUGGCCGUUUGGGAUGGCCGGAGGAUGCUCCAUACAAUGCUAUCCAUGUUGGUGCUGCUGCUGCAACAUUGCCACAGGCUCUAAUAGACCAGCUGAAGCCAGGUGGUCGACUGGUAGUUCCUGUUGGGCCAGAAGGAGGAAACCAACAGUUGGAGCAAGUUGACAAGCUGCCAGAUGGAUCAGUACGGAGGACACCACUCAUGGGUGUCGUCUAUGUGCCACUCACGGACAAGGACCAUCAGUGGCCUGGCAGACGUCCAGUUACUGCAGGACGUGUCAGGCUGGAAAAAGCACUGAUUUGUUUGAGAAGAUAUGUCUCAAAGAACUGCUUACUGUUCAGCAUCUGAUUGGACUAUAUAAGUAUUUAACAAAGCUGUAGGAUAACCAAUUAAUUAAAAGAAGUAUAUUGAUUUCCAUACUGUCAGAGUGAUGUUUCUGCAGUUGACUGUUACAGCAUGUGCACAGAUUUUAAUAAUGAAACAAGUAUUAUUACAGUUUCCAUACUACUUGACUGUUUCAGUAGUGUAUGUUUAAAACUGUGAAGCAUCAUCAUAUAAAAUGCAACAAAUCGUACACGAGUAAACAGCGGAAGUUCCUGCAUGUAGCGAUCACAACAAACUCUUUAUUGACAUUGCCUAAAGGUGCUGCACAUUGUAUUUUGAUGAAAGUGUGCAAGGGAAAUGCAGUUUCGAAAGGAAUAUUUGACACUAAGAUUUGCUACCAUGAGUUAGCACAGUGUGUGUUAGGUUAUUACAAAAUUUCCUUCAAGACUAUUCCUGUCCUCAUUUUUUUCGUUUGUUUUAUGACUCCUCCAUACCCCUUCCAUCACCCCCAUCCAUUGUUAUUCCAGAAAAGAGCUGUGAUGAUGCGUGCGUGACCCCACAAAUUUGGUCACCCAGGUCCAAGGAUGGUGGCAGCAGUGCCCAGUUGGGCGCCGGCGGGCAGGGACAUGCAGGGAGCGGCAUGGCGGUGCAGCCCCGUUGGCAAAUCCCCACACUGAUCAUGACUGUCUUACUACCAAUGUUGUUUGCGUUUACUUAACUGCAGAGUGUGGUUUAAUGUGUAGCAUGAUACUGACAUCCUUUGCUUAAAAAAUCCUUUCUUCAUUUUUAAAAACUGUGGGAACUGAUUUGUGUCCAUUGAUGUUUAGUUGAAAGAGUUUUGUUUCCUGAAGAAGCAGUAAUAUGUCAAAACAGUAGUGGCGGAUUUUGAUUGUGUUAUUGCCACAAGAAGUGGUAUUCAGUUCCCAAGUUAGAUGUUAAAUUUUUAUCUCAGAUACAUGUUUGUAUGUAGGUAUACUUGCAGCAGGUUUAUUACUCAUGUAUGCUCCCACAAACAAUGAAUUACGUGACUGACAAUGAAAUAAUUGCUGGGAGUAAUUAAACUGGUGGCAUAGUUAAUUUUUGCAUUCCAGACCCUUGUGCUUGGUAUGCAACCAGGUGUGUGUAUCAUUUUGGAUAAUGGUGUCUCAUUUCUUCUGCGCACUUACCACAUCUUGCAAAAUACAGUCAUGCAGAUUGCUUACUUAUACCUAAACAUUAUAUAUAUAUAUCAGUGAUUUCCCUAUCAGUUCCCUUUUUACGGCUGUCCUUCUGUAAGAAUUAAGUGUAAUAAUGAUUUGCAGAGAUAUGCUGCAGAAAGUAAUUUGAAUCGUUGGCCAAUGGCCAAUACAGAUAAAAAAAUCAGUUGAAAUGUUUAUCUCUGGUGGGCAACCUGCUGCUAGAAUACCAUUCCAUAGCUAAGAACACUGAAUUUUGUUUUGCUAUUUUGUAUAUAUCAGGUAUUAGCAAUAUAAGUGUCUUAUGUGUGAACAGAAUGGAACUCUUGGUCACUAGCAUAUUAAAAUAGGGCUAGAGCAUUGAGUAUUCCUUUCUCUUGUCAGUUUCUUGUUGCACAUGGAUGACUAGCAAGACUUGGUAUGGUUUUCUUUCAUCCAUAUGUAAUUGUGUCAGAUGUUCAGUAUAAACAUGUACAAGGUUUUCUUUUCCUUAAGAAUGAUUGCAGUUUGAUUAAUUUCUUUGUUAUUAAUAGUAUACACACCAAUGAAAUUCUAGUUUUUACAUUUGUUUUGUAGGUGUUCGGUUCACUAAAGGGGCAACCAAACUUCAUUCAGAAGGCACUUCUGUAUCAUUUUUGGUGCUUAUUCUUGAGUAUUUUAUUGUAGUUCUCUAGAGUUUGCUCAGCUCAUUCUCUUACAGUCCAACAUUUAUGUUGGGUUUUUUACUAUGACUGGAGUUUACAUGACAGUUGUGAAAUAAUCAUGUAGAUUGAAUAAAUAUAAGAAAAUAUUGGGUAACUUGUGAGCCAAGUCAUAGAGAAGACUAGGAGAGAAGUUAAAACUUAAUGUUCUGUCUUCAUAAUGAUUGUCCUUCAGUGUUGUUGACUGAAUGAUAUCACUUUUUCUUGUAUAAGCAGCUAGUAUUUGUACUGAUUACCUUUAUGUAAAUAUCUUUGUUCAUUAACCAUAUUGAUCUUUUGUUAACCUUCUUAAGCUCCCAAAAUUUCAGAAGUUGAUAACAUUUUUAAGUUCACUGUCCAAAAUACAGUGUUAUCAACACUACAGAAAAAUAAAUUUCUGAAGUUAGUAAGGUUACAAUGUUAGUAGAGUAAAAAUGAAAUAUAUGUCCCAUUCCAGUAGUGGACAGAUGUUGAUAGCAGAUGGACAUGUAUUGUUUUAUUUAAAAUCGGUGCAACAGUUUUGGUGAAUAUAAAUGUUAUUUGAGUUCUUUACACUGUUCCAUAUAUAUAAUCAUUCUGUAAUAUCUGAAGUUUCUUGUCUUGUUAACAAUUAUGUCUUUUUUCUUUAGAAUAUCACUUGAAUGAAAAAAGUAUUUACUGAUAUUUAGUCAAGAAACAUAUGCAUAUUAUUCAUAAGGUGUCUAAAAUUUGAAUACUGUUCAGCAUUAAUUAAAAAGAGUCUCUGUCAAGGAUUAUUGUUUUUAUGCAAGCUCAUGUACUUCCAUUAAUUAUGCAAUGAAAAUGUUACUGUGCGUGAAGUAGACUAGGCUUCAUAACUACUUUCUCCAAGGCACAGUCAAUGCUCACUUACACAAGUGAACUGAAGAGGCAGACUUUGAUAAAUCCAGCAGACACAUUGCAUAGUUAUAGAAAAAACUAUUGCAAAAAUCUCUUCCUGUUGCAUUGUUUUACUCACAUAGCAUUGAGCACAUGAAUUGUAAAAGUUUACCAAAUUAAAAUAAAAAAAUAGUGUUAUUAAUGCGCUCAUGAGUAUUGUGUUGUGUUGCACUCUUUUUUUGGUCUCUGUAACAAAUAAAAACUAGUCAGCAAUUGAGAAAAGUGUAUUUUAAGGUUUGCUUCCAAAGCAAGUUGAAGAUACAAACAAAACACAAAAUUUUGUUUGCGGGCAAAAACAGUAUUCAUAUCCAAAAGUAUUUCAUCCUAGAAGUCACAUAAAGUAAGUUAUUUGUGAGAAUCCACCUGGUGGUAUGCAUUAUACACAGUUUUGUGUGCUAGUUUUUUCUUGUUAAAUUUUUCUGCAGAAUUUGUAUUAAUACAAGCACAAUCUUGGCUAUUUCAUUUAUUGUAUUUUGUGUAGUUAAGUUUAAUGUACUAAUAAAAUUCUUCUGUGAGUGAUAUAA